AUGGUACAACCACCCAAUUCAUCACCGCCAUCCCUUCGGAAUAUAAAGAGUAAAAUAUUUACGAUAAGGACGUUUUACAUUUUGGUGUUAGCGUUAUCUGUGAUUUCUGUGGUGGUUUUUAUUAGUUCCUAUCGGGGAGAAGCACCAACUGUAAAUCAGGAGGAAGAAACAUUGUUACAUGAAGGGCGUGAUGGUAAAAAACAUCAUGAUAUAUUGGAGAAAUCGGAUAGGACAGAAAGAUCUUCGUCAUCGGAUUUGGAACAUGGAUUUCGUCCUUCGGAGCAGCAAGGUGAAGAGAAAGGUCUUGAAGAACAAAAGAAACCUGAAAUUAAGGAAUUAACAAUUUGGUCGACAAGUUUUCACAUUUCCCCAAUAUUUUGUUUGAGACAUUUUAUGAAAAACAUUUUCGAAAAGAAGACAGGAAUUAAGGUGAAUAUUAUUGAAAAAUCACUGAGUGGACAUUGUCACUUAACGGGACAUUGUGCUAGAGAUUUGAGAGUAUUAAACCAUGACAGUGCUAAAGGAGAACAUGGAUGCACUGUCCCAACAGCAAAAGCCUUGUACGAAGCUUACAAGUCAGAUCCAGUUUUCAAAAACGUGGAUCUCAUAAUGUGUGAUCACAACAUUGCCAUGUGUGAAUUAUACAUGCCAUUUGAUGUUCCAAUGGUUCUCUACGCAACAACAAGAUAUGAACUCUGGAGACAUGAUCCACAUAGAUGGAAAAAUUUAAACGAAAAUAUCAAGCUUAUUGCAAGUAAGAAACAACAUACAGUUGUCGCAAACAAUUUGUAUGAUGCCAAAUAUUUGAAUUACUUUACUGGAAUGUAUGUUCCAGUACUGGACAGCUUUUGUGGUUAUUCAGCAGAUGAAGGAACAUAUAAUCCAAAGAGGACUGAAAUUUUGAUUGGUCCCUCAAGACUCUCUGUGAACCUUAACAAUCUUUUAUUGAACGAGUUUUACGGUUAUGCUAAAAAAGAUCAGUCCUCUCUCAAGUUAUCCACAAUUCGUGAACUUUAUUCUCAUUACAAGUACUCGGAUUUGGCAAGCCAUCCAGCUAUUGUGGUCAUUCCUUAUCAAUUAUCUGUGAUGAGCUUUUUCGAAUAUUAUAGAUUGGCUAUUCCAAUCUAUUAUCCAAGUGUGGAAUUAUUGACUCAAUGGCACAUGCAACAUCAUAUUUUAUCUGAGAAAACAUGGCAUAUGGUUUUACAGAGAAGACCUGGCCGAGGAUCUCCUAUUGAACCCCAUCCAAAAUCAAACAUUCCAAAAGAAAUGGAUCCUAACAAUGAAGAAAAUGCAGCAAGUGUAAAAUAUUGGAAUGAAUUUAGCGAUCUCUAUCAAUGGCCUCAUGUCAUUUACUUUUCAUCCAUUGAAGAUUUAUAUCAAAAACUUUCUAAAGCUACCCCAGACUACUACAAGGAAAUUAGUAACAAAAUGCAGGAAUAUAAUCAACAGUUACAGGAUCAUCUCAUCAAACAAUGGACUGGAAUUGUUGAACGAGUGGCAGAACACAAGCAACAAGGAAGAAAAACAUUUCCCAAUUUUAAUGAGGCAAUGAAAGCGCUGUGGAAUAAGGAAUCUAAGUGUGACAUAUAA
Molecule: messenger RNA, 1593 nt
Organism: Naegleria fowleri
Lineage: Eukaryota; Heterolobosea; Eutetramitea; Acrasida; Naegleriidae
Exons: 3
Coding region: 1-1593 (530 amino acids)
Source: RefSeq, a predicted model, not a curated record